This is a messenger RNA of Guillardia theta CCMP2712, 1119 nucleotides long. RefSeq lists its product as hypothetical. The coding region runs from base 1 to 1119 and encodes 372 amino acids. The transcript has 3 exons. Lineage: Eukaryota; Cryptophyceae; Pyrenomonadales; Geminigeraceae. The record is from RefSeq and is a predicted model, not a curated record.
AUGUUGCAUCUACACACAGAUGCUUUUCGCAGCCAGCAACAUGGGAAAGCUGGAAAACUGAUGCAGAGAGCGAGUGCAAGCGCCGUCGACAUGUCGAGAUGUUUGCUUUCUCUGAGAGGAGGCGCAGCAAAGAGGAGACAACCAAGACAUAGACUUGACAAUGCUGAGGAUAGUUCGAGCAGCGAGGACGCCGUGAUCCGAAGUUUGCACAGGAGGAGGCAGCUUUCUAAGAAGAAACGAGAAUGCUCAGACUCAGACUCCCAACAGAAUCAUGGCGGUAAACACGACAUGCACGGCAAUGAAGAACAGAAAGGAGGCUAUGGGGGUUGGAUGAUGAUGAACCCUACGGUGGUGGCCGAAGCUGGGAAGGGUGCUGGGAAGGCAGCAGCGGGAAAAACGAGGAGUUUGCGCGCUGAAAGUAGCAGGGAAGAGAAGCGAGCAGCGAGAGAGAAGAGAAACGAGACCUUGUCGAGAGCUGUUCCCUCUGGUCCGAAGAAACUGUCCAGAGGAGGUAGUAAGGAGACGGGAAGAGGAGCAGGGGUCGUGAAGGAGAGGAGGGAGAGGAGGGAGAGGAGUUCUAUCUAUGAAGAGUGGGCGGCAAAGUCAUGGAAAAGCUGCUUCUUCUACCGCAAGAGUGCGAGGGUGGAGUCAAGGUACCUCAACGAGAGCUUAAAGCGCGAUCUCAAGCGCAGGAGGAGGCACUUCAGCCAAGGCGGGAUGCUCCUUCAUAAGGCAGUCGGGUCGGUUACCAACAUCUUCGAUCUGCUCGCUACUCUCUCAGUCCGGGUGAUUCCGCUCGAGGUUCAGGACUACAGAAUAGAGUGGAAAGAUCCCAUGCCUUUCUUCGAUUAUGAUGAGAAGUUCCGCAUGGAUAAGAUCAAGGUUGAGAACGUUUCUUCGCUUCUCUUCCCUCGCUACUAUUUGCCUCGUGUAUCUCGUGCUCCUGCUCUCCACUCCACUCCUCUUCCAUUCUUCAACUUUGUCUGCUCAAAGAUCAUUGUCUUCCUGCUUGAAGAUGAAUGUCAUGGAGGGCUAAGGGAGUCAAAGGACAACAGGAGGGCAGUGAAGAGGUUAAGAUGGAGGAGAGAAAGACAGAAGGGAGGAUAUCAAAGAGCAUGA